This is a messenger RNA of Gadus morhua (Atlantic cod), 2964 nucleotides long. Its product is annotated as zinc finger and BTB domain-containing protein 17. NCBI's taxonomy places the organism in Eukaryota, Metazoa, Chordata, Actinopteri, Gadiformes, Gadidae. The record is from RefSeq and is a predicted model, not a curated record. The transcript is spliced from 4 exons. Gene Ontology annotation, biological process: regulation of transcription by RNA polymerase II. The coding region runs from base 306 to 2279 and encodes 657 amino acids. Gene Ontology annotation, molecular function: DNA-binding transcription factor activity, RNA polymerase II-specific; RNA polymerase II transcription regulatory region sequence-specific DNA binding. Gene Ontology annotation, cellular component: nucleus.
ACUAUUGCUCCGUCUUGCAGGACGCAGACAGACCCUACUCGCAAUACCAGGCUUGGCCGCUGAGCACUGGUGGAUUGCGGAAGUAUGCACUUUUCCCGGAGGCCUGGGCAACAUCAUGUUCCUGGGGGCUUCUAGCAAGGUUGCAGCCUUCACUUUUGGAAACAGCCCGAGAGACCUUAAGGCGCUUGUGGAUUGAACACAACAACUCCCACAAUGCACCGCUUCGCCGGCCACUCCCACUGAUCUAGGUGUCCGCGUAUCAGAGACAUCGCUCUCCCAUCUACCUCAUUUGUAUUUCUUUCAAAAUGGUGAACUAUUGCAUGGUGCCGAGAUGUACAAACAAGACAAGGAAAGGACGAGCAGUAAGUUUUCACACCCUACCUAAAGAUUCGGAGCGAUGCAAACAGUGGCUCCGGAUGAUCAAUCACCCGAAAAUUGGAGAAGACAUAGAAGCUAUUAAACAACAGAAGGUUUGCAGUAUCCAUUUCAAGCCAGAAGACUUCGAAUUCAAUGCCCUAGGAAUGAAGAGAGCCGCUCUUUUGAACACCGCCAUUCCAUCGAUAUUUACCUUUCCAGAUCAAGAUGAACAGCCUGGGACGUCUGGAACUAGCGGCGGUAAACGAAUUGGCCUGAAGACUAAAAGGACGUCUGCUGCUGCUUUAUUGUCGUCAUCGGAAGACGACGUGGAACUUCAGUCAGCACCCAUGUUGUCAACACCAGCCAUGAAUCCUCCCGCUGUCCAAGCACAGUUUUCGCCAUGCCCAAGUACCCCUGGCCUCAAUACCAGUGCAAGAAUCCUUGAAGUUGGUGAAACCGUCAAAAGCCCCAAAUUGUCGUCAUCAGAAGAUGGUGUUUGCCAGAUGUGCGGGCAACCGACUUCUUCAGAGAUCAUCUUUGAUUCUGGGAGGAGGACGGUGAAAUGGAUGUGUCUUGGGGGACAUUCUGGAACUUGUGCAUCUUCACCUCACCUAACAGAAGAACCAGAGACUGCGCCAUGUGUGGAGAGCUGCCCUGAGCUAACCUUUGACCUAUCAGAGUUUAACUUUGAUGAGGAAAACAAUGGUUCAAAUGAAGAAGGAGAGGAAGCUGAAGUAGAGAACAACUCUCCAAGUGAAGAGGAAGAGGAGGAGGAAGAAGAAGAUGAAGAGGAGAAGGAUGACUGUGAUUCAGACUGGCAAAGCCACGAUUCGGACCGAUUGAGUGAAGACUCGGGUGAAAGCGGCUCGGAUGAAAGCGGCUCAGGUUCGGAAUCUGAAUUGCCUAAAAACAAAAAGACCCGUCGUCUUUGUCCAGAAUGCGGUGCCUUUUUCUAUACCAGCAAGGCGCAUACAUGCGAGUAUAAAAUCAAACCGUUUUCCUGCAUCGUUUGUGGCAAGAGAUGCGUGGACGCAAACUCCCUCAAACUCCAUAGCGUGAUCCACAAGGAAAGCUAUAAGCACCUCUGCAAGUUCUGUUUGGCCCCCUUUAAAACAAAACAUGACAAACAUGCCCAUGAGGAAGCCCACGCCCCCUGUUAUAAACCAUACAAAUGCCCUGACUGUUCCGAGACGUUUACCAAAAUCCUUGCCCGCAACAAACACUUGAAAGGACACCGGGGCCCCAAAAGAUAUACAUGUCCCCAUUGUCCGAUGGAGUUCCGCAAUGAGAACCACAUGGAACGACACAUCGUGGUGCACACUGGUAUGAGGCAGCACGUGUGUGAGUUCUGCAGUCGCUCCUUCACCCAGCCGGGCCACCUUAAAUCCCACCUGCGUGUGCACACCGGGGAGAAGCCCUUCCAGUGCCAGCACUGUGACAAGAGCUUCAACCACAACGUGAGCCUGAAGAGUCACGUUAUGAGGUACCAUAAAGAGGGAGCUUCCGAACCCAGUGGACCCGCGCCGCGGAGCAAAAGGACGCUGCGGGAAACCUUGGGUCGACCCAAAGGAAGGCCCAAAAGAAACGCAGUUACAAGCGCAGUUCCCGUCGUGCGAGGGGAGGCCCCGGACCCAACCACCACCACCACCACCGCAGCUGAGGCGUCAGGGAAGGGCUGUUUCAGGAGAGAAUCUUCCGAGGACAGUGACAGUGAUAGUGUUUGGAGUUACAGGGAUCCAUCCCCUGAACUGACAGAAGAGGACAAGAGGGAGGGGAGCAAGGAAGUGAGGAAGAGCAAACGGAAAGCCAGCCAGAGAUCCAAGACCGAUUAUAUUGUAGAGAAGGAUUCUGAGAGCGACGCCGACAGUGACCAUGAGGAGGAGGCUAAGAAGAGGAAAUGUGUCAAAAGUCAGGAAACAUAGGAGGACGUCGUAGAGGAAGGCCUUGGAAUGAACGUCCAAAUCAACACUAAGAUCCUUUUAAUUGUUUAAAUGUCACAUAUCUAACAUUCAAACUGAUUUUACCAGAGCUGAAUGGAUAUAAUAAAGUAGGUAUUGGGGUACAUUUUGAAAAUGGUGUAUUAAUAAUUUUUUCCAAUUGGGUUUAUUAACUGGGCCCAUCAUGUAAAAUAUUCAGUCUAUCAUACAAGUUGCCAUUUAUGUUUUAGUUUUAAUGGAUACCAUCCUGUUAUGUUUUACCAUUUCAGUAAUCAGACAUGCAUGACACUAAAAUGUAUAUAAAGAACCAUAUCAUACCUAUUAUAUAAUACAUCAAAUAGCUCUAAACUAACUUUGAGGUUCUGCCACUAUGUCCAGCUGACGCAAGCAAUCAAGACCUUGGUGACCUGCUGAAUGUUAUUUAGGAUAAAGUAUACUAAAUGAAGUCUGGUGCCUGGUGUCAAUUGAAAGACCUAACCGUGCACUAGGAAUUUCUAUUCUUGUUUAUCGUUAUUUCAAUCCAUAAUAAUACGUGGGAAAUUAUAUUGUUACUUUUCAUCGUCUCAUCAUUGGUAGUUUUGAAAUGAAUUAUGUUCAGAAUUUGAUUUGUUGCUAUGCAAAUAUCAAGAGCUCUUCAUUUGAAAUAAAUUGUUGAUAAUACUGACCCGAA